This is a messenger RNA of Zeugodacus cucurbitae (melon fly), 1680 nucleotides long. Its product is annotated as guanine nucleotide-binding protein subunit beta-like protein 1. Lineage: Eukaryota; Metazoa; Arthropoda; Insecta; Diptera; Tephritidae. The transcript is spliced from 3 exons. The record is from RefSeq and is a predicted model, not a curated record. The coding region runs from base 201 to 1184 and encodes 327 amino acids. Gene Ontology annotation, molecular function: protein binding.
CAUCAGGCGGUUUCGUUGACAGCUGCUGUUGAUGUUUCUGUGGUUUGCCAGCUGGGCGUGUUUUUAAUAUUUUGAUAAAUUUAAAUUGUUUCUCAACAUAAUUGUUUAAACGCAAACUUAAUUUUUUAAAUGAUCAACAGCAAAAGUGCAUAGUUUACACUCUUUCCAUACUAAUUUGAACGCAUAUACUUCGUAACGUCAUGGCCGUUUUGCCGCCUGAUCCAGUCUUUACACUGCGCUGCCCGGAGAUGGGUCCAGUGAAUUCCUUAUGCUUUCAUCACUGCGAUCGCUUGCUGGCCGGCACGCUGAAGGGUAGCGUUUUCUUGUGGGAUUUGCAGACAAAUCGCUCGCCAUUGCAUUUUGAGGUUGGCCAACAGCCGAUCACUAGUCUUCAUCACACCGACGACACAUUGAUUACGCAGGAAAAGGGUGGCACAGUCACCUUGUGGUCAAUGUCGAACAGUGGCUAUGUACGUGAACGCACCAUCCAAGGCAAUUUCGCCGCCUUCUGCCAUACUGCGUUGUAUACACCGCCUGAGGGUAGCGGCGAGCCGCUACUCUUCUAUCCCUGCGAUGAAAAUUCGAUUGGUGUGCUGCAUGUCAAUGACGAUGUGGCCGCGCCAUCACAAAUGCUUGUGCCAAACGAUCCACAAUUGCCGAAAUUGGGGAACGUAGCCUGUUUCAAACCAUUCGAAAGCGCUUCACAGUUAUUCCUGCUUGCCGGCUAUGAAUCCGGGCAUUUUCUCACAUGGGAUUUAAGUUCAGGCGUUAUUAUAGAUUUGAUACAAUUGGAUGCCGAACCGAUGGCAUUCGAUUACGAUCCACAAACGAAUCGCGGCAUUGUUGGAGGACCAAGUGAAAAACUCACCGCCUUUACGUAUAAACGACAAUCGAUGCAAUUGAAAAGAGCCAACGACAUUGCUAUAAAAAAUGCCGGCGUUAACUGCAUACGCAUACGAGAUGAUCGGAAGGUAUUUGCCAGCGGCGGUUGGGAUGGACGUGUGCGCAUCUUCUCUUGGCAGAGUUUGCGCCCACUUGCGGUAUUGACUGAACAUAAGACUGCUGCGGGUGGCGGCAUUAUGGAUAUUGCCUAUUCAGAAGGCAAAGUCUCGAUGUGGAAUGCGCGCAUUAUGGCGUCCGCAGGCACCGAUGGACAAAUUUCUCUCUGGGAUUUAUACAACUGAACGAAGGAAAAUAAUGGAAAAAAAAAGAAAAUUUCUCAAGGCCAUUAGACCCACAGACGACGUAGACGUUUUACAACCUUUGCACACACAUUUUCAUGCUGCUAGUACUUACUGUCCAUAUUUUUAAAGUCAAACUUAUUUCACACAAAAGCUUAAAACACCAUUAAGUAGCCACUAAUGUUACGGGUAAAUAUUUGCAACAAGAUAUUACUCGAAGUGAGGGAAAUUAUUCCAAUUAUAUUAAAUACUGUCCAUAUAGUUUAUUUGAAAUAUAAAAGUAGAAAAGAAAACAAAUUGUUGUUGGAUAAAAAGCAAUAAUAUGCCAUGGUCCAGUGGGGCGGAGACUUCAAUGACAAGCAUAAGGGACCAGUAAGUAGUGUAGGGUAAGGCUUAAAGCGGUAACAAUUAUACUUAUUAUACUUCAAGAUUAUUCAUUUUACUACUGAACUUUCAAUGAAGUAUGUACUAUGAGUAAAAUAAAGAAAACAACAAAUCA